Molecule: messenger RNA, 1010 nt
Organism: Atta colombica
Lineage: Eukaryota; Metazoa; Arthropoda; Insecta; Hymenoptera; Formicidae
Molecular function (GO): nucleic acid binding
Source: RefSeq, a predicted model, not a curated record
AUGGAAACACAGGAAUAUCGCAUCUUGAUCAAACAUUAUUUUUUGAUGAGAAAAACUUCUGAACAAUGGUUGCAGAAAUGUUAUCCCACAUCUGCUUCUUCGAGAACAGUUUAUCGGUGAUUUAGUGAAUUUAAAAUGGAUCAUACAAGCACCAAAGACGCAUCUCGCUUUGGAAGGCCAAAAGAGGCUACGAAUGCGGAAAUCGUAAAGCAAGUGCAUCAAAUCGUUUUGAGUGAUCGUAAAGUGAAGUUGCGCGAGUUAGCUGAGACCGUGGGCAUCUCAAAAGAACGGGCGGGAUACAUUUUACAUGAUGUUUUGGAGAUGAAAAAGCUAUCGGCGCAAUGGGUGCCGCGUUUGCUGACCAUCGAUCAAAAACAGCAACGCGUUGAUGAUUCAACGGCCGGUUUGGCGUUGUUGCAGCGUAAUCGAGCGGACUUUUUUCGACGUUUUGUGACGGAUGAAACGUGGGUUCAUUACCAUAUGCCUGAGUCCAAUAGGGAGUCUGCAGAGUGCCUGCCACGAAAGCCGACCAAAGCGGCCAAAAGACCAACGCUCGGCCGGGAAAGUUAUGACCUCCGUUUUAUGGGAUGCGCAUGGCAUAAUCUUCAUCGAUUACCUGCAGAAGGGAAGAACAGUUACGGGAAAGUAUUAUGCAGUGUUAUUGGACAAACUGAACGACGAAAUAAAGAAAAACACGGCUCCAUAUGGUGAAGAAAAAAGUUCUGUACCAUCACGAUAACGUACCGUCAUACACAUCCUUGAAAGCGAUGGUCAAAUUGGACCAAUUAUGAUUCAAAUUGGUUGCUCACCCACCGUAUUCUCCAGACUUGGAGAUUUCCCCAGCGAUUAUUAUCUGUUCCCAAACCUCAAGCGGUGGCUCCAGGGAAAGAGAUUCACAUCGAAUGAGGAAGUCAUCGCGGAAACCGAGGCGUAUUUCGAAAGCUUGGACAUUUCGUACUACAGAUAGGGCAUCGAAAUGUUGGAAAAUCGCUAUAUUAAGUGUAUCGUCC